UCGCUGCGUGUCGCAUAUUCCGCCAGCGAUGACCAGCGGAGCGACGUAUGCUGCGGUCGCGGUCGCGCUGGGUGCUGGCCUCGCUGCCGCCGUCUUCUACCAGCGCACACGACGCCCGGCGCUCGAGGCCAUGCCCCACCAAGUGGGCGGCCACGCAUGCGAACAGACCAGCAUGAAGCUCUACGAUGGCCGCUUGCUCAAGCCUUUCCAGAGCAAGAACCGUGGCGAGCGCGAGUGGGCCUUUUACGUGGUCGCGCAGAACGACGCUGCGCUGCGCCCUUUCCUGCCCGCCUUUGACGGCGACGUCACGCUCUCUGGCCGCCGCUACAUCCAGCUCGAGAACCUCUUGCACGGCAUGACGCGCCCGUGCGUCAUGGACAUCAAGAUGGGCACCAAGUCAUACGAGCCGAACGCGUCGGCGGCCAAGGUCGAGGAAGAGUCCCGCAAGUUUCCGCUGCAAGCGACGGUCGGCUUCCGCCUCCAAGCCAUCAAGGUCUACGAUGACGUCGCAUCGGAGUACACGUCGUAUGACAAGUACCAUUGCCGCACGUUCCAGACGCUGGACGAGGUGCGUGCUGGGCUUGCGACCUUUUUUGCAUCGCCCGAGAUCCGUGCGGCAGUUGUACCCCAGAUUCUGGGCAAACUUGCCGCGCUCCAGACGUACUUUGACUCGAACGCGCGCUACCACUUUAUUGCGAGCUCGCUCCUCUUCGUGUACGACGCGGCGGCCCCCGGCACGCGCUGCGACGUGCGUCUCAUCGAUUUCGCGCACGUUCAAAUGGACGUCACAACGCGCGACGACGGCCUCUGCACGGGCUUGCGCAGUCUCACAUCGCUCUUCCAGUCGCUUCAAGCUUAGAUUCGUCGUGGUGCGACCGAUGGAACCCGUGUCUGCGAUUACCAAGCAGCCGCUUUGAAGAAUUAACACAAAAAGCAAUGACGUUGCAGGGUUC
This is a messenger RNA of Saprolegnia parasitica CBS 223.65, 953 nucleotides long. RefSeq lists its product as hypothetical. Lineage: Eukaryota; Oomycota; Saprolegniomycetes; Saprolegniales; Saprolegniaceae. The record is from RefSeq and is a predicted model, not a curated record. The coding region runs from base 29 to 859 and encodes 276 amino acids. The transcript has 4 exons. Gene Ontology annotation, molecular function: inositol tetrakisphosphate kinase activity; inositol-1,4,5-trisphosphate 3-kinase activity. Gene Ontology annotation, biological process: inositol phosphate biosynthetic process. Gene Ontology annotation, cellular component: nucleus; cytoplasm.